AUGCCCGCGCGCCGCCACGCAGCCGGAAAUUGCACCCCCGAUCACGGGACGUCGCCUCCACGCCAUGCUGACUACCGUCGCCAAUAUGGCUGCCAUCUACCAUUCCGCCACACCACUGUAGAAUACCCGAGCCCUAAUAGGAAGAAGACGGGUACAACAGAACAGGCUUUAUCGACCAAUCAGAAGCCAGAGCCGCACGUCAUGCGCCUUCCAUCCGAGUUCCCGACACUGGCCACGCCGCUCCACAUAUACUGCAUCUCAUCCAUGUCCUUCUCCGGUUGGCUGCUUACCUUCUCCGCAUGCCAUUGGAACGCAGAGAGACACAGCAUUGGCUGCGGCCAGGUGGUCCAACAUGUCUGCGCUCUGAUCCGACGUCACUGUAGAAUACCCGAGCCCUAA
Molecule: messenger RNA, 399 nt
Organism: Mesocestoides corti
Lineage: Eukaryota; Metazoa; Platyhelminthes; Cestoda; Cyclophyllidea; Mesocestoididae
Source: the annotation of a GenBank genome assembly